Diabrotica virgifera virgifera (western corn rootworm) is the source of this 842-nucleotide messenger RNA. RefSeq names its product beta-ureidopropionase-like. Lineage: Eukaryota; Metazoa; Arthropoda; Insecta; Coleoptera; Chrysomelidae. Bases 9 to 809 code for a protein of 266 amino acids. Gene Ontology annotation, molecular function: beta-ureidopropionase activity. The transcript is spliced from 6 exons. The record is from RefSeq and is a predicted model, not a curated record.
UUUUAGAUAUGCCGUAUGUAUUCUGUACCCGAGAGAAAACCCCUUGGUGUGAAUAUGCCGAAAAUGCACAAUUUGGACCUACUACCAAAAUGUUACAAGAGCUGGCUGUUAUACACAACAUGGUAAUAAUAUCACCAAUUUUGGAACGUGAUGAGAUUCAUAGCGAUUCUAUUUGGAAUACAGCUGUUGUUAUCGAUAAUCACGGUGAUUAUUUAGGAAAACAACGAAAAAAUCAUAUUCCACGGUCUGGAGAUAUAAACGAAGCAAUUUAUUGUAAUGAAGGAAACUCAGGUCAUCCUGUGUUUGAGACUGAAUUUGGAAAAAUUGGUAUCUCGUUCAGCUGCCAUCAUCCACUAAAUUCUUUGAUAUUUGGUGUUAAUGGAGCAGAAAUAGUUUUCAAUCCAUCAGCUGCUGGUGGAGUUGGUACUGAACCUCUUUGGUCCAUCGAACCAAGAAGUGCUGCCAUAGCCAAUGGAUAUUUUACUUGUGCAGUAAAUAGAGUAGGUACUGAAGUAUUCGAGAAUGAUUUUACUACCGGAGACGGGAAAUCUCCUCAUCGAGAAAGUGAUUACUAUUUCGGAUCAAGUUAUGUUACUGCACCAAAUGGUAACAGGUCUCCUGGACUAUCCAGAACCAAGAACGGCAUCCUUAUUGUUGAAAUGGAUUUAAAUCUCUGUCGACAAAUAAAGGAUCAAUGGGGAUUCCAGAUGUCACAAAGGUUAGAUCUUUACGCCGAACUAUUAAAUCGGGCUACUAGAUCCGAUUUUGCUCCUCAGAUUGUAAGAAAAUCUUGCAAACAGCAACUGUAAUUUUGAGUUCUUAAAUAAAGUUUAUUGUUGCCA